GAUUAUUAUCAAUUAAUUUUAGUGAUGAUUAUUGCUGGAUGAAAUAAAACAUAAUUAGGGUUGAUUUAAGUAGAGGGGAUGAUGUAAAAUAGUAAGUAAGAAUGACGCAAGUAAACGAACAAGUUUGGUUGGUUGUUGUAUGACUUUUAUAUAUGUUUUGUAUGAAGUAGUGUUACUUGUAGCCAGGCAACGCGCAAUGACCACAGUAGUUGAGACCAGAGUUAACUUAUAUUAUCAACAUAUAUCACCCGAACUUGACCUCUUACUUUUUUUGUUGUGUCCUCAUUUUUAUCAUCACCGUUAAUCAUUAACACUAAAUUCAGAGGCUUCAGUGAAAUUUUAUCAUUUUAAUAUCGACGAUUACAAAAGUAACAAAAAGACAUAUACUAGUGGUUAUAUUAUUGUAUGAGAGAUUGUUAUUACAAUGAAAAUAAUAGUAAUUAAUAUUAAUUUGACAUUUAAUUAUAAUGAAUUUGUGUAUAAAUCUUUAGAUGAAAUUGUCUUGACAUAAUGAAGUACAAUGAGGAAGAUGAUGAUGAUGAAUUCUCUUGAAUUUACAUGCGCUCAUUUAAAUCCACCCAUAAUGUGUGUGCUUUAUUUUAAAUUUGUUAAUUUAAAAAUGUGUUGGUGUUAAACUUAAAUUUUAAAUGUUAAAAAAAACAAUAAUUUAGAAAAUGAUAAUGAAAACAAAUAAAUAGCGCAGUAGAUAAAAAUGAACAUAUUGUUAAUGACAAAAUGCUCGGACCAGUGUAAAAAAAUCUAAAAAUCCUUCUGGUAAAGUCAAAUAGACUGCGGAAGGAUUUAACGAACUGAAUAUAAAAACCGGCAGGAUCGUUUAUUUGGUAAAAAAUAUUUAAAAAUAAUAAAUUGAGAGUGAAUAGAAUGACAAUAAGAAGGCUUGCUGUUUUGGCAGCUAUUAAAUCAAACCAAUUAAAUGGUACUACUCCUAAUAAUGAUAAUGAUCCAUGUCUUCUAGGACAUAAUAUGUCGGCUAACGGAGAUGUUGGAAUGUUUGGAGUUGAUUUACACAACAACGUUUUUAUCCAAGGAGCAGUCCUUAUGGGAGCUUUGAUGGCUGCAGUGCUUGCAUGUUAUUGCUGUCUUAGAAAUUCGGAAAAAACUCGUCAACAAGAACGCACUGAAUAUACUGUAGCAGAACCAGAUGUUCAAAGUCUUCAAGUUUUUACAACUAACUCAUAUACUGACCGAGAGUUUGAUGAGCAACGUUAUGAAGAUUGGAUCGAUCGUAUGAAUGAAGAAUUAACAUCAUUACCAGCAUGCCCAGGAACACCUGGGCCACCACCAGCAUAUGAGAGUCUUAUAUUUAAUUUACAAAAUUUACCAUCACCAAGUCAAAAAGACGAUCCUGUAAUACCAGACGAUACUAUUUAUCAAGUUGAAAAAGAAAAAAAUGAAAAUGAUAAAGAUGAUAAGGAAGAUGAUGGAUUGCCGCCUUAUGAAGCUGCUAUAAAACUCGCGGGUGAUGGAUAUGUUUAAAAAAACUUAAUUUAAAUAAUAAAGUAAAUAUUUAAAUUAUCAGACACUUGACUUUUGAGUAUUUAAAAAAUUAUAUACCCAUGAAAUUAAAUUUCGUGAUAUGAUAAUCAAUAAUUUAACUAAAUAUUAACUCGGGAAUAAAACUUACUGAAUA
Molecule: messenger RNA, 1651 nt
Organism: Microplitis demolitor
Lineage: Eukaryota; Metazoa; Arthropoda; Insecta; Hymenoptera; Braconidae
Gene: s-cup
Exons: 4
Coding region: 883-1497 (204 amino acids)
Source: RefSeq, a predicted model, not a curated record